AUGCGAUGCGCGGGCAAGGCCGCCGAGAGCGCGUCCGCGCGUCUCUGUGCGGACGCCGAAGCAGAAACCACAGCAACUGAUGUCUCAUCGGUUGCUGAAGCGAACCAGCCUGCGUCACUUGGUGACGUAGGCGCUGGUCAUGAAGACACUCAUGUCUUCACAGAGUAUGAGCUCGGUGUCUCAUACUCUCCUGAUACGGAAGACGGAUCCGUAUCGACGGCGAUCGAAUCCAAGCCGCCUGCCAAGCGUGGCAUGGAUGAUGCUAUGCGUCGCAGCAUCUUUGAUUCAUCUGAUGGAUCAGAUGAACCAUCGCCAAAGCGAAGGCGCUCGAGAUCGCAAGACUCGGGCGCUCACAGUGGUGUCGGUUCUCUUAUUGACACCACUUCGCAGCAAGGUACCAGUACUUCUGUCGGCACGUCGCAUGAGAGCAGGACCGCAGCAUGUCGCGUCUAG
Messenger RNA from Peronospora matthiolae, 453 nucleotides. Lineage: Eukaryota; Oomycota; Peronosporomycetes; Peronosporales; Peronosporaceae. The record is from the annotation of a GenBank genome assembly.